Torulaspora globosa is the source of this 783-nucleotide messenger RNA. RefSeq names its product putative tyrosine protein phosphatase SIW14 (gene SIW14). Bases 1 to 783 code for a protein of 260 amino acids. Lineage: Eukaryota; Fungi; Ascomycota; Saccharomycetes; Saccharomycetales; Saccharomycetaceae. The record is from RefSeq and is a predicted model, not a curated record. Gene Ontology annotation, cellular component: cytoplasm. Gene Ontology annotation, molecular function: inositol diphosphate tetrakisphosphate diphosphatase activity; phosphatase activity. The transcript has a single exon. Gene Ontology annotation, biological process: protein dephosphorylation.
AUGGCAGGCCAGGGUGGGACGGCGAAGGAGGCUGAAAGCAGCGUUAUUGACAGUCUUAUCGAGAACGAAGCAGAGAUAGUACGACUUAUACAGCAGGACGCCAGCUAUCUGAGAGGCGAUGGUAAGAGCAGUGGCAUUCACACCGUGGUCAACGAGGAUGAGACGCUACGAGGGGAGUUUGACGAGAUUCUAGAAAGAUUCCAUGAGAAGAAGCAGGAUGGCUCCAACGGCCUCCGGACGGUAGAAGAGCAAGAUGGGGCGUUGGAGCAGAGCCACCAGGAGGUGAUACCUCCGGAGAACUUCAGCCAUGUAGUCGGGGAGAUAUAUCGCAGCAGUUUUCCUCGAAUGGAGAACUUUGCGUUUUUACAGCGUAGGCUCAAGCUGAAGUCGAUACUAGUGCUCAUACCGGAGGAAUACCCGCCUGAGAAUGAGGAAUUCCUGAAGCAGUCGGGCAUCCGAUUGUUCCAGGUCGGAAUGAGCGGCAACAAGGAGCCGUUCGUGAAUAUACCGUCGGACCUGCUCACGAGAGCGCUGGAAGUGGUGCUGAACCCCGACAACCAGCCGAUCCUGAUCCAUUGCAACCGGGGGAAGCACAGAACCGGGUGUCUCGUUGGCUGCAUACGCAAGCUGCAGAACUGGUCGCUCACGAUGAUAUUCGACGAGUACAGGCGGUUUGCGUUUCCGAAGGCCAGGGCGCUCGACCAGCAGUUCAUCGAGAUGUACAACGACAACGAGAUCGUCCGCAUUGCCCAGAAGAACAACUGGCUACCUAUACAGUGGUGA